CUGACGCUCGGUGCGACAACUACUGCUUCGAUUGGCUAUGGACAGGAGGUUUCGUGUGUGCACCUAGAUCAUUAUUAUAUUAUCCAAAUUAUAUUCAUCAAAAAUAGAGGAUACUAACAUAAAAAGUUCUGCGUGGACAACUAAAUCGACCUUCUCCUCCCUCGAGGAGAGGGCGGAGGGCGGCAAGUCCUCCGCCUUGAAAGGUCUUACCCUCUCUAUUUAUACAAUAUCAUUAUUUUCCGGGAGAGAUUCGUUCUUCUAAGGAAAAUCAUUACCGUCAAAAUGAAGUUCGCUCGAGGAUCAUGGAAAAUAAAAUGGAGCCACGUGGAGCUGCGGAACCUCGUGUUCUCCACACGAUUUCUUCUUAUCCUUCUUCUUGCAACUGGUUGUAACGCCUCGUACGAGAUGCAGGGACCGAGUUUUGUUUCUGAACCACCUUCUCGCGUCGAAUUUACCAAUGUGAACGGUGGUAGAGUGGACUGCACAGUCAGAGGGAAUCCAGCACCUACAGUGGAUUGGUUGGCCGCCGAUGGAGGCAGUAUAACUAACAUACCAGGCAUCCGACACGUUCUUGGGAACGGGACGAUUCACUUUCCGGGAUUUGAGGCCGAAGCUUUCCGACAGGACGUCCAUUGGGCCAUUUAUAAGUGCUUAGCCGCGAACAGUGUCGGCGCCGUCGUCAGCAGAGACGUCACUGUCAGAGCAGUGGUGAGCCAACCUUACGAUCCCGAAGUGCAAAGUCCAGGCAGUUUUCCCGGCAACAAUGUACUUAUGCGUUGUAGUGUGCCCAGUUUUGUACGAGACCACGUCACCGUAACUUCCUGGUUUCAAGAACCAAAUUUCAACAUUUAUCCAACUCCGAUGAGCGAUGGCAAAUAUCACAUGCUUCCGAGCGGUGAACUGAUGAUAAUCAAUAUUACCCGGACGGAUGCACAAAUGACUUACCGCUGCAGAACUCAUCAUCGAUUGACCCAAGAAACGGUCGUCAGUAGCAGUGCUGGUCGGCCACAAUUGACUGAACUCAGAGGUUCCGUGCCACCAAUAAUAAAUGAGAAGCUGGUUUACAAAUCUGCUAGAUUGAAAGAGACCAUAGUUAUACCUUGCGUAGCAUAUGCCAAUCCUACUCCGAUAAACAGAUGGUAUUACAACAGGAAUCAAAGAGAAGAACCGAUCGAAGAUACUUCCGGGCACUACAUCAUUCGAGAUGGUUCUUUAAUUAUACAGGGAGUCCAAGAAAAUGACGCUGGAUCCUACAUGUGCAUUGCUAGUAACUCCGAAGGCACCGAGACUUUAGAAAUUAGAUUGACUGUUUCUGCACCUCUCAGUGUUCACGUCCAACCUGCUAUUCAAACGGUCGAUCUUGGAAAGCCUGCUCAUUUGACGUGCAGCGCAAGUGGAUUUCCACAGGCAGCACUCUACUGGUUGAAGGAUGGUCAGCCAUUGAGAACGGCCGGUCGCGUGAGCGCAGUUUCGAGGGAACGUAUCUCCGUGACGUCGGUUGCACGCGAAGAUCGGGGCAUGUACCAGUGCUUCGUCAGGAACGAGUACGAAAUGGCCCAAGGAAUCGCAGAAUUGCGGUUGGGUGAGAUCGCACCACAGCUGGUCUACAGGUUUAUCGAACAGACAAUGCAGACUGGACCAUCGGUUUCUCUGAAAUGCAGCGCCGCGGGUAAUCCUACGCCGCAAAUUUCCUGGCUGCUAGAUGGAUUUCCUCUUCCACAAAACGACAGGCUUCUGAUUGGCCAAUACGUGACCGUGUACGGAGACGUAAUAUCCCACGUUAACAUCACAUCGGUUAAAUCAGAGGAUGGUGGAGAAUACGAGUGUACUGCUAGCAGUAGAGCAGGGGACUCGAAACAUUCAGCAAGACUGAAUAUUUACGGAUUGCCAUAUGUCAGACCCAUGUCGACCGUCUCAGCGGUCGCUGGGAAGCAACUAUAUAUCAAAUGUCCUGUAGCUGGAUACCCCAUCGAAUCAAUAGUAUGGGAAAAAGGUAACGUAAAACUGCCAACUAAUAUGAGACAAAGAGUUGUGAAUGGUACUCUUUUCAUCGACACCGUACAACGUGCCGCUGAUCAAGGCACGUACACCUGCACUGCCAGAAACAAGCAUAAUAUUACUUCACAACGAUCCGUCGAAAUUCGUGUUUUAGUGCCACCUAAAAUCACGCCUUUCAGUUUUGCUCGCGAUUUAAACGUAGGCGACCGUACUAGCAUACAGUGCGUGGUCGCUACUGGCGAUCUGCCACUAACAUUCACGUGGCUGAAAGAUAACGUCCCGAUAGAGACAAUCAGAACGACGUCGCAGGAGGCGUCAUCAAACCGUGCUAACAACGGAGAGAACAUCGGUUCGUUUGCUAACAAGUCUCUUAAGAACAGCCCCGGUUCGAAGAAAGGUACUGCCGCCGCCUUAGCAGCAGCAGCAGCAGCAGCAGCAGCCGCAGCCCACGACCCGAGAAAGGCGAUAACCAUCCGGCAAAAUGACGCUUUUAUCAGCGCCCUGAGCAUUAGCACGAUCGCACCCGCGCACAAUGGCACGUACACCUGUCGCGUGACCAAUGGCGCAGCCACCGUCGCUCAUUCUGCACUCCUUCACGUCAACGUACCUCCGAGGUGGACCGUGGAACCUAUCGACCAGGAUGCCGUUGUAGGUUACGGCGUCUCCAUUGCUUGUCAAGCCGAAGGAUUCCCCAUUCCGACUGUGACUUGGAAGCAAUCUAUUGGUGAAACACCAGGCGACUAUAGGGAGCUAGGAUACAGCGGUACGGAGGGAGCAGGGGUUGCCGGAAAUGGGUCCUUGGUGAUUCUACGAGUAUCAAGAGAUCAUGCCAGCUCCUAUCUAUGCCAAGCGAGCAACGGCAUUGGACCUGGCCUCAGCAAGCUCAUUCGCCUAACGGUUCAUGCGGGUCCUCAGGUGACAGUAAGAACGAGGCAGGAGUCGGUGAGAAGAGGAGAUAGCGUAACGCUACGAUGCGAAGCUGAAGGAGACUCUCCUCUUGAUCUGAGCUGGCGUGUUCGUGACAGUAGGGUCGAUCCUAAUUACGACGUUAGAUACAACAUAGAAAAGAACGUAAUAGGCGGUAGAGUACUAUCAGAAUUGAGAAUAAUCCAAGUCAACCAUAUGGACCGUGGAGAUUAUAUUUGCGCUGCUAGCAAUGCUUAUGGUCGCGAUCAUGCUACGAUCCACUUGCUGGUCCAAGAACCUCCAAACUUUCCGAGGAAUGUGCACGUGGCAGAAAAAGGUAGCCGUUCGAUUCUCAUAGCUUGGUCGUCACCACAAAGCGAUCAAGACGCAAGUCAUGCGAGCUCACCGAUCACAAACUAUAUCGUACAAUACAAAGAAGCACAGGACGUGUGGCAUGAACACAACACGCAGAAGCUGGUAGCAGGAGACAACACGGUCGCUCUGGUAUCGCCCCUAAAACCCGCUACAUCCUACCACUUUCGAGUGCUUGCGGAAAAUCACCUUGGAACAUCAGCGCCAAGCGACAUCCUUCAUGCACAAACGGAAGGCGAGAUUCCAGGAGGGCCACCUAAGCACGUUUCCGUUGAACCAUUGGGACCGCAGCAACUGAAGAUCACCUGGCAACCACCAGAUCGAUCUCUUUGGAACGGCGAGCUUCACGGAUAUACCAUCAGCUAUACCAAUCUCGGAGGAGAUGAUCAAUCGGUGAAUACUACGCGAGUGGGUAUCACAGGAAACGGUGACGGUUCCUACGAUUACAGACUAACCGGUUUACGGAAAUACACUCAGUAUAGUAUAAUUGUGAAGGCAUUCAAUAACAAGGGAGAUGGACCUGGUUCUGAUGCUGUUAUGGCACAAACCUUUGAAGAUGUUCCAAGCGCGCCACCGCAGAACGUGGCUUGCACCGCUUUGACCGGGCAAAACAUCCAGGUGACCUGGAAACCACCACCUUCCGACAAAGUUCACGGGGUCGUGCAAGGAUACAAGCUCCUGUACGAAGCAGCCAGCGGCAUCGCCUCCGAAUCACAGACUGGUCGAGAAACGAAAAUCAGUCAUGCACUUAGCACAGUAUUGCAUGGUUUAAGUCCUUACACGAACUACACCGUUCAGGUCUUGGCAUAUACCAGAGCUGGGGAAGGUGUCAGCAGCAGUCCUGUCUCUUGCACUACCGAGGAAACUGUUCCGGAUGCACCGGAACGUGUGAAAGCUGUAUCCAGUGGGGAAGAUUCGGUAGUUAUAUCUUGGCUACCACCUCGAAGACCAAACGGCGUUCUCACCAAAUACACCGUUUUUAUUCGAGUUUUGGACCAGGGCCAGGAAGUAAAAAUCAGUAAGAAUCCAAUGUCUGCGCAAAGCUUGCAUCAUGAGGUGACCGGUCUGAAGUUACGCGAAUCUUAUGAAGCUUGGGUCGUGGCCUCGACUAAAAUGGGCCAGGGUACUAACACUCCGGUCAUCAAACUUCAACCAAGCACUACUGUUCCAGCUGCAAUAAUAUCGUUCGGUAUUCCUAUCGUGGUACCAUGGAGAGUCGAUGUUAAUAUGGCGUGCCUCUCUGUUGGAACUCCACGACCUACAGUCGAGUGGAGACGAGCUGACGUGAAGCUGCAUCAAAAAUAUGAUUUUGGCCCAGAUAAUACUUUGACUCUGAGGAACGUUCAAAGGAGUCACGAAGGUAAUUACUCCUGCCAUGCGAAGAACUCUUUUGGGUCUGACGAGAUUACGUAUACAUUGCAAGUACAAGUUCCACCGACUCCGCCGACGCUUCUGGCAACCGGCACAACGACCGACGCCGUUCAGUUACAAUGGAAACAGGGAGACAACGGUGGUGCACCCAUUAAAGGAUUUCUCUUGGCUUAUCGUCGCGAAUUCGCUGAAUGGGAGGAAGUGCUGCUCGACCGCAGAGCCAGUACCCAUCUUCUCGAGGGUUUGCAAUGUGGUACCAGGUAUCAGUUCACUCUCGCUGCCUUCAAUAAAAUAGGCAGCGGUAGUGCUAGCAAAAUUGAAACUGCCAAGACUAAUGGUUCCAAACCUAUACCACCUUCCAAGCAUCAUCUUAUCAAAGUCAAUCAGACCGCUGCAAGUUUAGAAUUAGCUUCCUGGCAAGACGGAGGCUGCCCGCUCCUUUAUUUUGUCGUGGAAUAUAAAAGGCCACCUGGCGAUUGGUUGUUAGUUGAGAAUAAUUUACCACCCCAAUUGAGAUAUACCAUCAAUAAUCUCGAGAGCGGAACGAACUACGAGCUUCGUGUGACAGCUUACAACAAUGCGGGAUCCACCCAGGCCGAGUACUUGUUCAGCACGCUGUCACAGAACGGCAACAUCCGGCUGCACGAGGACCAACCCCAGGAAUCUGAAAAUACGCCCCUAUAUCUUGACGCUCACGUACUGGCACCGAGCGUCAUCUCGGUUCUCGCUGUAAUCCUAGCUGUAGCCGGUGUUUGUUUUUGUUUAAAAACACAUCCAGAAAGAUCAGGGGUCGUGAACGAUCCGAAUUCGCAAACACAGGUGGCUCUGGACAAUAAACAAAAUACCGAGCAAAGGGAACAGUAUUACGCGACUGUAAGGAAACCUGGACAACAAUCACCACCCUGCCGUGAGGUGAGCGCCCUGAAACGAAUACCAGAAUAUCCUGAAGACAUUUAUCCGUACGCGACCUUCAAUGUGCCCGAGCAGGAAAAUCCAACGCGACAGGCAUUUUUCUACGAACGCAGCGAGACGAUGCUUCAGGGUGCUCAAAAUAAAAGAUUUCAGUGCGAUGUGGAUCAAUACACAAAAGUACGUGGUCGAGCACGUCGCAAAUCCAAAUCAUUCAAAUCGGAAUCCGAGGAAUACGACACAUUAGGUUCGGACAGCGACACUGAAGUUGGUACCAGCAGCCGCACCGAAUCAUCCAAUCAUCUAGACGAUUCCGGGCCAACGUCCCUGAUGGCUAGAUCACCUGGACCAAACUCCGUCGGUCAGAGGGAACAACGACUAGCCUUGGUCCCGGUUCAUCAUAAUGUGCUGUACAUUUCGAGUACAUCAACGGAGCCGUCACCAAUUUCUGAGAGGAAGACUUUUCCCAGGCUCGAAAAACAAAGAAGUCGAGGAGCAACACCAGAUAUCUCGAUCGAUGGACGUGUACCAGGGAUGCUGCGAGCCGUGAAACUCUCGGAAUCAGGAAUGCAUCCUUACUCGAGAGGCACGUCACCGAGUCACCCGAGUCACCCGAAUCGUCAAGGUUCCUGCGACCGAUUAGGGAAGGAACAGAAUUCGAGGAAAUCGGUGGAAUCCCUGUGUCUUCUCGAGGAACCAGGUUCUUCGAGGAUGAGCAGGAGAGACGAUGAUUGGGGCAGCGAGCUUUCCACAUUGGAAUUGAAACCACCAACGGGCUUCACGGAUGCUCACGAGACCAGCGAGGCCGAAUGCGACAUAGACAUGAAGUUAAGGCUUCACAGGAAGAGAAACGCUCUCGCUUCUAACAGCUCGCUGUCUAAAUCGCCGAAGGACUUUACUAUUACUGUCUAAGUGUUAAUCAAAUAUCAAACUACAAUCGAACAAAAAAAAAGUAAAAUUAAGUCAAAUAAAAUAAAAUAAAACAGAAGUAUAAUAAAUCCAAGAACGGGAUAAAAGAUUACAGAAAUUUAACGAACGAACGAACGAACAUAAUAAUAAUAAUAAUAAUAAUAAAGAAGCAUGCAAAUGAAGAAAAGAAAACAAAAAAAUAAUAAAAAUUGAGCAUGAUUGAAUGUUAUUUCAAAGGAAAAAAGAAAAAAGAGUCGCAUUUCUUCGUCGUAAAAAAAGAAACUCAUUCAUUCGACGACGAAUUCGUUCUGCCAAAGCUGCUUCGCUAACACGAAGAAUUUCAGAUUGACUUGUCUUUACGAACAACUGCUACGUCGACGAUCCCAUUUACAAUAAAGACGUAUUUUUGUAGAAAAGCCUCGAUCUAGUGAUAUGUUUUUUUAACAUUCUUUUCUAAUUUCCUCUUCCUCUUCUUUAUCCUCUACGUAAUACAUUACUCUGGAAUAUCUAGGAUUAAAAAAAAAUAUAAGCAACAGAAAAUAAUCAAAUUGAAUUGAAUUUCAGUAAAAUAUGAAUCAAAAUUUAAACGAUCUAAUCGUAAAUUCAGUGAUUUUCCGACCAUGAGAAAUGAUAUCUAGUUAAAUAUAAACGUUGGCAACGUAAAUGCCAUUUAGUAGUUACGGUUAUAAAUGAAACGUCAAUCAAACUUAAUUGCGAAGCUUAUCAACAGCGCGUCAAUCAAACUAUACCCUGAGAGACAGAAAUUCGAUUCUCCAACAAAAUUCCGGAGAGGUGGUGGAAUUGAGAGAAAACUAGAGAGAGAAUGAGAGAGACUAUCAUUGUCUCGUAUCGACGGUUGAUAAAUAAGAUAUUCGUAACAAGUAGUUCGUUGUCGACGUCUUCCAAUUCUGGGCUCCCUUAUUAAGUUGAAAGAGAAAGAGAGAGGGAGAGAGGUAGAGAAAGAACGCGAUUAUUUAAAAUUUUAAUGAAAUAAUGUAGUUGUGAUUCCUAAUACAUUUAUUUCUUCAUCCGUCAUUUGUUAGAUCACAUUGAGUGCAAGUACACAUUACAAAUUUCGUGCUUUUCGUAUUUUCGUUACAUGAUGCAUUAGGCGUACGAUUAUGUCGUGAUUUUCACGAGUUUUGAAAAAUCCUUGUCAUUAUAAAAUAAUUACGCACGCGCGAACGGUGAUAUAUAGCCAUUCGAUCAGACUCACUCUAUAUAAAUUAUUUUUUAUCGGUGUUUAUAAUAAAAAUUAUGGCAUCCGUUAUUUUGUGGAACUAUCCGAGAAGAGUAACACUGUAUUCAUUUAUUUCACUUUGUUUUUUCUUUUUUAAUGCAUUCACUUUUAUAUUUUUAUAUGUAAUUCAUUAGGUACGAAGUUACAUACGUAUAUAUGGUUACGAAGUUAAUUUAAUGCGUAUGCAUAUUAUGCAGAUACUUAUAACAUAUCUCAUGAAGAAUUGCUGAUCUCUUUCGAUCAUUUCUUCAUAUUUAUAUUAACAAUAAUUAAUAGCAUAAAAUUAAUAAAUAUAAAAUAACAAAGCUGGAAAAACAAAAAUUUAUACAAAUUUUGUUCGAAUUUAAAAAUAAGCAAUUUAUACUUUCUGUUUCAUUAAUUGACAUUAAUUCACUUACCUGUUAACAUCUCGUAUCAAGGUGAAAAUUCUUAUUAAUUAUUUCAAAACGUUGCCAAAGUUAGCGAUUCCAUUUGAUCUUUCUAAACUUGUUAGAUUUAUCGAAAAAUUUCUAACAAAAAAUUCCGAAAUAAAGUAAAAAGAAGAUGUGAAAAAUAAAAAAUUGGAAGUUACUUUUUCUUUUUAUCGAUCAGCUGUUCCUCAAUGUAGAAAUAAGAUGAGCAAUAAUUCACGUUGACGUAAAAGCGUAACGCGUAGUUCAUAAUUUAGAUCACUCGACAACGUUCGAUUCGAGACGACAUACAAUCUUUAUUUUUUUCUUUUCUCGUAGACAUUAUCAGUAAUCGUUUUGUACAAAUAGAAGUGUGACACGAUAGCGUGCCAUUAUUCGAGUCGCAAUUCAGCUUCUCGUUUUUUAAUUUCUUUAUCUUUGCGUAUUUUUCCUCCUCCGUUUUCUAUUAUUUUAAUUCUUAUUUUAUUUAUAUAUCUUACUUUUAUUUUCUUUUUUUUUUUAACGCAAGGAAUAUAAUUCCCCGCAACGAUUAUAUAUGCGCAUAUACAAGGUGUGUCAUUAAAACAAUUUUAUCAAACUUCAGUAACGCAUUCUGUGUCGAGAAUGUCAUGGCAAUAUAAAAAGUUUUAUGCUAAAAGUAAGCCCUAUUGACAGAAACUUGGAAAAUCGUUGUGCUUGUGUUGAUUGUUGUUUCUUUAACAAUUUAUUAUCGAUUCGAGUCAUUGUUUUUUUCUUAUUUUAUUUUAAAUAGAAUUACGUAGUCGAAGAUUGGUUCCGAAACUUUGAUAUAAACACCCUGCAUAUGCAUAGAAAUAUAUCUUCUUUUAUGGCUUUCACUGAAACGAGCAAUAAGCAUCCUUUCGUCUAUCCGAGCGAAAAAUUACUUUUCUUAUUCUUUUCUUCUCUUUCUUUUUUAUUGUUAUUUUUUUAUUUUUUUUUAUUUGCGCUUUUUCUUUAUUAUUUUCUUUUUUUUAUUAUAAUAUUCUUUCCUUCAGCUAAAAAGGCAGUGAGAAAUAACGAUACAUACAUACGUAGAAAAAAAGAAUUCGAGAUUAUUGUUCUCGAUUAACACAAUCUUUGAUCAUCAUUUUUUUUUACACAUCAUAGAUCUCUUAUCAUUGUUUAUAUGAAUGUGACAAAAAUGAAUGCUCAUCGUUGUUUUGUGUUAUUAACGUGUUUUUGAUAAGAAAAAAUCAAUUAUAACAUUGUAGAAGGUUUAAAGACAGAGAGAAAGAGAGCGAGAGAGAGAGAGAGAGAGAGAGAGAAAGAGAAUAAUAGAGAGAGAGAGAGAGAAGGAAAGAGAAACAGAAGUGAUUUCAUUUGAAUUCAAAUCGUCGAUUCGUUUCGACAAUCUUCGCUGUUCUCGAAGGAUCAAAUUUCCCUUACGUUUAAAAUAUCGAUAAAGUUUCUUUAGUUUUUUAGUAUCUGAAACAUCAUUGAUACGCGUUUUACAAAUGCUCACGAUUAUAAUCGUGUAGGCCUGCAUACGAAAUUGCAUCUAUUUCUCAAUGCAUUCAUUCAUUUUCGAUGUCAGACAAUUUUGGUUAAUGAUAAUGAAAAAGAAAGGAAAACAAAAAAAUAUAGUAAAAAAAAAAGUGUAAUCAAAAUAAUAUGAACGAUAGAGGUGAUUCUGUGAAGAGAUAUGAAUGAAAUGAAUUCAUGUGAAAAUGAAUUUUGUACCUAUCUAAAGCAUGUAGAUAAGAUACAAACAAAAAAAGUAUGUAAAGAUAAUAAGAUAAUGUAUAUGUAAUAAUAUAUAUCAGGAUAAACAAUAAAACAUCGAAAGGAUACUUACAAAAAGAUUUACAUGUAUUAAUAAUUACUCAUUUUCGCUAUUUUAACGGCAUAGUCACAGCACGUGCAUGUGCAAAGUCUAAAAAGGUAUCGAUCCGGUGUGUGUGUGUUUAUUAUUUUCUUUUUUUUUUUUUACUUUAAACGAAAAUAUUUCUUUACGAUAUUAUAUAAGGUGUAUAAUAACGAUAGUAAGUAUGAGGGACAAUCAUUCCUACUUGUGUAAAAGUAAAGAAUCUCCUUUCCUGAAUAAACAGUCGUAAACGCAGCCUCAUUUUUAAGGAUAGGUAGGAUCCGUUUAUGUAUAUCAAUGUAUUCAUGGGUGUCAAUGAUAUUUAGAUUCCUUCUUCUCACCUUUCUUUCAGCACGAUCGAUUGCAAAACAAUAAGUAUAGAAAGGGAAGAGAAGAAGGAAGAUCAACGAAGAAAAUUUUACAAUUCUGUUUAUAAAACAAAUCUUGAUUAUAUCAGAAAAAUAUAAAUCAAAGUGAAAAUGAGAAAAAGAUACAAUGAAAAAACAAAAGAAAAGUAAAUCAAGAGUAAGAAAAAAAAAGAAACUAAAGAAAUUUUGAAAAGAACGUGUGUGCGUCGCCUUACGAAUAUUACGUUGACUAGAGUCUAAAUUAUUUGUCUAAUAUAUACACCUAAUGUUGUUUUUUUUUAUUUACGAAUUAUACGCGAUAGAUUGUAACCCUUGAUCUAUUUACGCGAUCGUUCUUAUAUAGAAUAUAUAUCAUAUAUAUAAUAUAUGUGAUAUAUAUAUGUAUGUAUAUAUAUAUGUAUAUAUGUAUAUAUAUACAUACAUCGUCGUAUUUAGGCGCCUAUUUCUGCUUGCUUACCUGCUUUUCUUCUUAUACCUCAUAUUUUUUUGUUCUUCUCCGUUAUCCAUAUAAAUACAUAUACAAUAAUUACGUAAUGUCGUAAAUUACAAUACAGUGUUAUCCGCUCGUGUUCGACGAGAUAGCGCAUCGCAUGACAAGUUUUCGAUCGGACAUUAGGAAUGAGAAGUAGAAGAAUGUUAGAAAAGAAAACAAAUAAGAAAGACACAAAAGUUUGUCUAUUCUCAUUUUAGACGCUAAAAAUGUGUUUUUCUCUUCGGGAAGAAAUAG
Molecule: messenger RNA, 11014 nt
Organism: Polistes canadensis
Lineage: Eukaryota; Metazoa; Arthropoda; Insecta; Hymenoptera; Vespidae
Product: Down syndrome cell adhesion molecule-like protein Dscam2
Exons: 28
Coding region: 283-6468 (2061 amino acids)
Biological process (GO): cell-cell adhesion
Molecular function (GO): protein binding
Source: RefSeq, a predicted model, not a curated record